AGGUAUGAACUCUUAUCAGAAGAACAUCCCAAGCUUGCCAGUGCUUUGUUCAACUCAUUUCCCUUUUUUACCCCAUUGAUUCGUGAUGCAAGACAGUCUAGUUCCGCCCGGUUUCGUGCCGUCAACAUCCUUCUUGCUUAAAAAGGUAGAAACAGUUCAAGAUUCUCCUCUCCCUGUGGAAGAAUCCGAGAAGUGUUCAACCCUGUCUGAUUCCAUCCCGAGCGUCUUUAAUGCGGACUUGCAUAAACAAUAUGCUACGAAGAGUAGACCCUGGAUAGUAGAUGGCCACUCCGAGAAAGAGCUGAAAUAUGAUUCCGACGACGGUUUUGAGUGCUUGUAUUCGAGACCUUUUCUUCCUAGCGGAGUGGUUCGAGGAUGUCCAAGCUGUGCCGAUUGCCUAAAGGGCGUGCCCUAACUCCAUCUGCUAUGAAUUUCUUUUAUGCUUUUUAUAAAUAAUGAAGGUUGUUGCGAGGUGGCAUCCAGAAGAUUCAUACAUGCCUUUGCUUGAAGAAGCUCCUGUUUUCCACCCUACUGAAGAGGAGUUCAAAGACACGCUUAAUUAUGUAGCAAGCAUCCGUUCACGUGUAAAGGAACAUGGAAUAUGCCGUAUCGUUCCUCCUAAGUCCUGGCAACCCCCACCCUUAGUUGAAGAAAAGAAAACAUGGGAAACUUCUAAGUUUGUCACCCACAUCCAGCACAUUGAUGAACUUGGGGAUCUGUUUAUGAAGAAAAGGCUUCAUAGAGCUCAUUUGAAGAUGAGGCGUAAAAGGAAACGAAGUUCGAUUAAAAAUUUGAUUUUGGGAUCAUUCAAUGGAGCAAAUGUAGUGGAUUGCCAAUCUGACAUCUUUAGGUUUGAAUCUGGACCAGAAUUCACUCUCCAAAGCUUUAAGAAUUAUGCAGACGACUUUAAGAGCCAGUACUUCAGCAAGAGCAACAUCAACACUGAUCGAAGUGUCAGUUCACCUGCUUCAAGUAAGUCAUGGGAACCUUCUAUUCAGGAUAUAGAAGGGGAAUAUUGGCGAAUAGUCGAGAGUCCCAUUCAAAAACUUGAGGUGUUCCGUGCAGCUAAUCUUGAUGCUAGAGUCUUUAAAAGCGAAUUUACAGCCAAACGGAAUGGACUGAAGAUGCCCAAGAGUUCUGUCUAUACACAGUCAGGCUGGAACUUGAAAAAUACACCUGUGCUUCAAGGUUCCCUUCUUCGUUAUGAAACCUGUAGCACUUCCUCCAUUUUGGAUCCUCAGCUUGUCAUAGGAAUGUGCUUCUCAUCAAGUUUCUGGAAAAUUGAAGAGCACCACCUGUACUCUGUAUGUUACAUGCAUUUGGGUGCUCCACGAGUAUGGUAUGUCAUUCCUCAUCAGCAUCGCCCCAAGUUUGAGGAAAUUGUGAAGAAGCAGUUUCCAGAAUCAAUUAAACAUCCUUGGUCGCUUCUCAAUGUUGCCACUCAAAUUCCCCCCUCAACUUUGAUAUCAGAGGGUAUACCUGUUUAUCGUUGUGUACAAUAUCCAAAGGAGUUUGUUCUUAUUUUCCCUGGAUCGUACCACUCUCAACUUGAUUGUGGCUUUAACUGUUCUGAGGCUGUAAACUUUGCUCCAUAUGAUUGGUUGCCUCAUGGUCAAUUAGCUGUGGAACGAUAUAGUGAUUUCCAUAGAAAGACAUCAAUCUCUUAUGAUAAGCUGUUGCUUAAAGCUGCUGGGGAAGCUAUUAAGGCCCUGUGUGAACGUUUGUUUGUAAAUGACCCUUCUGAUCAUCUGCAAUGGACCUGCUUCUGCGGGAAGGAUGGGAUUUUGGCAAAAGCACUCAAGGCCCGAGUUAAGAGUGAAGAAGUGAGACAAAAGUAUCUGUGCAUUACUCUUCAAAAACAAGUAAUGGAGGAUGACGUUGACAUCAGCACCAAAAGAGAAUGCAUAGUAUGCUUCUAUGAUCUACAUCUUUCUGCGGUUGGGUGUUCGUGCUCACCUGACAAAUACACUUGCCUUCGUCAUGUCAAGCUGCUCUGUUCUUGUGAAUGGAGUUCAAGAUGUCUUUUUUAUCGGUAUGAUAUGAGUGAGUUGACUAUCAUGGUUGAAGCUCUGGAAGGGAAGCAAAGUGCAUUGUAUACCUGGGCAAAAGAAAAACUAAGAUUAAUUCUGCAGCCCCAUUUGUCUGAGGACCAGAGAAGUCCUGACUCUAGAGAUUAAAAGAUAAUGGUUUUUCGCUGUUUGAGUUCUAUAUCCAAGAGCUUUUGCAUACAAAAGUGGCACAAAUACAAACCUGAGUGAACUUAAGGGGAGAUGAGAAACAAAUCCAGAGCUUCAAGAGCUUUUCCCUAGUGAUGGUGGCCAUUAAUAUUGCAAGAUUUAUGUGCAUAAAUUUCUUGCAGGUCAGUGUUUGCCCAGUAGAUGGUUCACAUUCAGAGCCCAUUUGGUAGCGGUUUGGAUGAAAUUGAUACCUCUACCUUCAAGUGUACAUGCCAUUUCCUUUAAUUUACUUAAAUACGUAUGUUUAAAUAAUCUAGGGAAAUUCUAUAUGGUUCCCUUGUACACACAAUGCGCCCAAAUUUAGUAUGUUCUACCCUAAAUUUGUACUAACUAUAAGUUUCACAGUACAAAUUUGUUUUCUUUCUUAAUCUUCC
Molecule: messenger RNA, 2611 nt
Organism: Cuscuta europaea
Lineage: Eukaryota; Viridiplantae; Streptophyta; Magnoliopsida; Solanales; Convolvulaceae
Source: the annotation of a GenBank genome assembly